Molecule: messenger RNA, 1075 nt
Organism: Vespula pensylvanica (western yellowjacket)
Lineage: Eukaryota; Metazoa; Arthropoda; Insecta; Hymenoptera; Vespidae
Gene: Hsc20
Product: iron-sulfur cluster co-chaperone protein HscB
Exons: 3
Coding region: 319-1065 (248 amino acids)
Biological process (GO): protein complex oligomerization; [2Fe-2S] cluster assembly
Cellular component (GO): mitochondrion
Molecular function (GO): ATPase activator activity; protein-folding chaperone binding
Source: RefSeq, a predicted model, not a curated record
AUUAUAUCCGACAUAACUAAUAUUAUUUAUGUCAAAUUAAAUAGAUUAAUAAAAAAAUUAAUUAGUUAUAUUUGACAUUAUAUAUUUAUUUGAUUGUGUCAUGUUAAUAUUUCACAUUUACCGAAACGAAAGAAUUUUAAUUUAUAAAAAUCUAAUCGACGAAACUUUUAGAAUGUAAUAAAGUUUUAGAAAAAUAACAAUCAUGUACUAUACUCAUGUUUCGUGCAAUCUUCCGUUCGUAUUACGUUUCAUUGAUCAUUCAUAGUUCGUAUUCGAUCACUUACGGACACAUUUAGGUUAUACAUUUACAGUAUUAGAAUGUUUGUGUCAAAAGUUAUGCGUAAUACCGUCAAUAAAAAUAUUAUCUUUUCUCGUUUUUUGAAAGAAAGACGAAAAUUAUAUUCUUGUUCUACGGACAAAGUUAAUUCUGCAAUUUCAUCGAAUAUUUUGCAAUAUUCUAGCGACAGUCCUUCCAAGUGUUGGAAUUGUAAUUUUGCAUACAAAUCAGAAUUAUUUUGUUCGCAAUGUAAGACUCUCCAAGAAAUGCCAGAGAAUUUGAAUUACUUUGAUAUUCUUGGUAUCAAACUCAAUUAUAAUGUUAAUAAUCAAGAACUUCAUGAAAAAUAUAGACAGUUGCAAAGUAUGUUGCAUCCUGAUAAAUUUGGUAAUAGAAAGGAGAAAGAAAAGCAAAUUUCAGAAUCAUUAUCCUCUUUAUUAAAUAAAGCCUAUAGUACACUAACGCAUCCAUUGAAAAGAGGAUUAUACAUGCUUCAACUAAAAGGUAUAUCAAUUCCUGAAGGAACCACAAGUGUAAAUCCUGAAUUUUUAAUGGAAAUUAUGGAAAGAAAUGAGGAAAUAGAAUCAGCUUCGAAUGAUAAGGAAGAAGUAAUUCGAUUAAUGCAAGAAAACAAAAUGAUACUACAUAAACUUUCCAAGAAAGUAGCAGAUGCUUUUUCUAAUAAUGACACGGAACAAGCGAAAGAAGUUCUCAUGAAAAUGAAAUAUUAUAGCAGUAUUGAAAGUAGAUUAAAAGCACUAAAACAAGAUUUAGGUAUUGUAGAUUAAAUUUACUUAA